CGCCUCGAGACACCCGAAGGGCAACCGUCGCCGGGCUUUGCGCCUCAACUGUCGUGGCUGUAUUUUUCUGUUGUCACUUCUGUGUCUUUCUUCAAGGUGGUUGCUUGCCCUUUUGGGUCAUCUGUACUGCGCCAAGCCAAGCAUUUGUUCUCCAAAUGUCAACUGUCAAGGAGCAGCUUAUUGAGAAGCUCAUUGAGGAGGAUGAAGACUCCCAACGUAAAAUUACCGUUGUUGGAAUUGGUGCUGUAGGCAUGGCUUGUGCUAUUAGCAUUUUACUGAAGGAUUUGGCUGAUGAACUUGUCCUCGUUGAUGUCGCAGCCGACAAACUGAAGGGAGAAAUGAUGGAUCUUCAGCAUGGCAGUCUUUUCUUUAGUACUUCAAAGAUUACCUCUGGAAAAGAUUACAGUGUAUCUGCAAACUCCAAAAUAGUUAUUGUCACAGCAGGUGCACGGCAGCAGGAGGGAGAAACUCGCCUUGCCCUGGUCCAACGUAAUGUGGCUAUCAUGAAAUCAAUCAUUCCUCCUAUAGUCCGUUGUAGUCCUGAUUGUAAAAUUCUUGUUGUUUCAAAUCCAGUGGAUAUUUUGACAUAUGUAGUCUGGAAGAUAAGUGGCUUACCUGCAACUUGUGUAAUUGGAAGUGGUUGUAAUUUAGACUCUGCCCGUUUUCGUUAUCUAAUUGGAGAAAAGUUGGGUGUUCAUCCCACAAGCUGCCAUGGUUGGAUUAUUGGAGAACAUGGUGAUUCUAGUGUGCCCUUAUGGAGUGGAGUGAAUGUUGCUGGUGUUGCUCUGAAGACCCUGGAUCCUAAAUUGGGAACGGAUUCAGACAAGGAAAACUGGAAAAAUAUCCAUCAACAAGUUAUUCAAAGUGCCUAUGAGAUUAUCAAGCUGAAGGGAUAUACCUCUUGGGCUAUUGGACUGUCCGUGAUGGAUCUGGUAGGAUCCAUUUUGAAGAAUCUUAGGCGAGUGCAUCCAGUUUCCACCAUGGUUAAGGGAUUAUAUGGAAUAAAAGAAGAACUCUUUCUCAGUAUCCCUUGUGUCUUGGGGCGGAAUGGUGUCUCAGAUGUUGUGAAAAUUAACUUGAAUCCUGAGGAGGAGGCCCUUUUCAAGAGAAGUGCAGAAACACUUUUGAAUAUUCAAAAGGAUCUGAAAUUUUAAAGCCUUCUAAUGUUCCACUGUUUGAAGAACAGAGGAUAGUUGAUUGUAUAAAUUUUGAAAGUAUUUUUAUUUGAUCUUUAAAAAAUAAAAAUUGGAGACCU
Messenger RNA from Saimiri boliviensis boliviensis (Bolivian squirrel monkey), 1255 nucleotides. Lineage: Eukaryota; Metazoa; Chordata; Mammalia; Primates; Cebidae. The record is from RefSeq and is a predicted model, not a curated record.